Molecule: messenger RNA, 1393 nt
Organism: Nylanderia fulva
Lineage: Eukaryota; Metazoa; Arthropoda; Insecta; Hymenoptera; Formicidae
Biological process (GO): detection of chemical stimulus involved in sensory perception of smell; sensory perception of smell
Cellular component (GO): plasma membrane
Molecular function (GO): odorant binding; olfactory receptor activity
Source: RefSeq, a predicted model, not a curated record
GCGGAGCAAAACAAAAUCUCAAAGAGAAUCGUUAAUUACUGAGUGCACUUAGAUAAUUUAGAAAUACUGAUGUGUCAUUCAUUUGCACUUAUAUAGAAAGAAGCAUACGCGACAGUAUAGAACGGGAAUUAAUGCGAGUACAAAGUCUUAAUUCUUCUACGCUAAGUUUUCAAACGCAGUUUAAAUUCAUCGCGAAUAAUACAAUAUGAAAAGACUGAAUUUUCAAAAUGUGAAUACUUUAAACAAUCGAGCAAACAUGCUCUCGGGGAAUCUUUUACUGGUAGCAGGUGAUGGCUCGCAAUUUCCAAUACUGUGGCGUAUACAUAGCGCCGUUGUGUGGUUAAUGCAGCUGAUUUAUACGAUCGCAUUGCUCGCCGGAAUAAUUGUGACGCCAAAAGAAAAGGCUUUGAAAGACGGUACUGUCGCCGUAGUUGUAAUCAUCGAGUCGUGCUUCUUGUUUACGCGUAUUUACGUACAGAGAAAAGAAUUGGCACAACUGAUCCAGAAGAUGAAUGACAUUCUACAAACUGCGGACGAGAUCAUGGAAAAUAUUGUGAAGGCAACUCUGAAACCAAUAAUAACGCCGUUUACAAUUUAUGGAGCAGUUGGCGUGCUAUCUAUUGCCACAUGGACAUUGACACCAAUUUUAUUAAUUCUCGAAAAGACUACUUUUCUCUACGUAGAUUACAAUUUACCAUGCGCUUUCACCGCUGAGCCAUUCUCAAUCGGCGUCUUGAUUUGGACAACUAUCUUCAUGACAAUUGCCAGUCUAUACAGCUUUUUGAAGAAAUACAGCGUGGACAUAUACAUGAUGCAUCUGGUGUUGAUGUUAACCGCACAAUAUCGAUACAUGGCAGUAAAGUUAUCAUUAUUAUUUCGUGAUUCACAAGACAAUCGUGACAAGACUCGAAAAGAACAUCAUUCUAUAACAGAAAAAAAAUUGAAAGCAUUAUGUCGACAUCAAAAUACUGUUUUGCACAUAUCAUUUUUGUUAAGGAAACUUCUAUCAGUGAACUUCAGUCUAUUAUAUAUCAACAGCGUUUUUCGGUUUUGCUUUAUAGGUAUUUUAAUGAGUUCAGUGCCAUAUAUGACACUCAUGGAAGCAAUUUCGGUUCUAUCGUUUACAAUGGGUUCAAUAACACAAUUCUUUUUGUUAUGUUCUUCCGUACAAACAUUAUCAGACGCGAGUGUCGAAGUGACGGAUAAAGCGUUUGAUGAAGCGUGGUAUCAAUUUGGACCAUCAAUGAAACGUACAUUCAUAUUACUGAUAAUGGCUAACAAUCUAGAUUGUAAAAUUGCAGCAAUUGACAAAUUCAAUCUGUCCCUGCCUUCAUUUAUGACGAUCAUGAAUCAAUCAUAUUCGGUCGCUCUUUUAUUUUUAAAAGCAAAUUGA